Messenger RNA from Eremothecium gossypii ATCC 10895, 2070 nucleotides. RefSeq lists its product as uncharacterized. The transcript has a single exon. NCBI's taxonomy places the organism in Eukaryota, Fungi, Ascomycota, Saccharomycetes, Saccharomycetales, Saccharomycetaceae. The record is from RefSeq and is marked provisional. Gene Ontology annotation, molecular function: sulfate transmembrane transporter activity. Bases 1 to 2070 code for a protein of 689 amino acids. Gene Ontology annotation, biological process: transmembrane transport. Gene Ontology annotation, cellular component: membrane.
AUGUCUGAUGAAUCGAGUCGCACGCUCCUCCCGCGGCCGGGAGUGAUGCCUGCCUCGUCGACCAUGUCGUUACGGAGCUACAGGGCCAUUAAAGUCGACAAACCGUUAAGGCACGAUACAAAGUCUUAUGUGUCUUACUACCUGCCCAUUCUACGCUGGCUGCCAGAGUAUUCCUGGGGGAAAAUGGCGAAGGACAUGCUUGCUGGGCUGACGCUGACGUCAUUCCAGAUACCGCUGGCCAUUUCGCUGACCACUAUGGCACAUGUGUCACCAUACGCAGGGCUGUACGCACUGGUGAUCCCCCCACUGAUAUAUGCAGUCUUCGGCAGCGUCCCGACGAUGGUUGUAGGGCCGCAGACGGUUGCGUCCCUUGUGGUGGGCCAGAGCUGCGAUGCAUGGGCGCACAAGUCGCUUGAACCGUUGAUGACCGUUGCGGUUAUCGGAUGCAUAUCAGGGGUCCUGGUGUUCGCCAUGGGCAUCUUCAGGCUCGGUUUCAUCGACAAUGCAAUCUCAAAGGCCUUUCUGAAAGGUUUUACCUCUGCGCUGGCCGUCGUCAUGCUGAUCACAGAGCUGCUACCUCAGCUGCAGAUAGACGACAGGUACAAGCAGGCCCUGAAGGAGGGGAAGGUUGGAUCGGCAGCCUGGGACAAGCUGGUAUUCGCCUUGGAAAAUGCAAGAGAAUACUCAAAUCCCUUCAGUGUCAAGCUUUCGGUGGCAGCGUUUUCGAUCUUACUGCUCUCGAAAUAUCUCAAGAAGUACCUGACUGCCAAGUAUGGCUGGACCAAACUAACGUUUUUUCCGGACCUCUUGCUUGUAGUUUUGGGGUCCAUCCUACUGAGUUUCUACUACGACUGGGAUAAUAAGUACAACCUGCCGAUUGUCGGAGAUCUACCACCGAACAAGGAUCAUAUCAAGGUUCCCAUCCAGUCGUUCCAGGAAUUCAAAGACUUAUUCGAUGCGUCUUUCCUAGUUGCGAUCUUAGGUCUGUUCGAGUCCGCGACUGCGUUUAAAUCCAUCAGCGCCACCUUCGAUAUUGAUGUGUCCUCGAACCGCGAGCUUGUGAGUUUGGGUUUGAUUAAUAUCGUCGGGUCCGUUUUCAGUAGCUUGCCAGCCUUUGGUGGCUAUGGCAGGAGCAAACUCAACAUUUUCUGCGGCGCGCAGACGCCGAUGGCAGGUAUAUUCGUUUCACUUUCCGCCAUCUUCUGCAUGCGAUUCCUAAUGGGAGUCUUUCAUUACCUGCCCCUGUGCAUCCUUGCAGUCAUAAUUUCAUUUAUUGCAUACAAUCUACUUGAAGAGGUUCCAGGAGACAUGUUCUUCUAUUGGUCGGUCAGUGGUUACCAAGAACUGAUCACAUUUAGUGCCGUCGUGCUGAGCACGCUAAUAUGGUCACCCCAGUUCGGACUUGUGAUGGGGCUCGGCCUGACCAUGAUAAGACUACUGAAGCAUACUACGCAAUCUCGGAUACAGAUACUUGGCAAGGAUCCCAUCACCAAGAAAUUCCGUAAUAUUUAUUCGGAGCAUAAUGAGGAAAUCCCUCUAGAAGAGAUUGAAAAAACCAUGGUGAUCAAGGUUCCAGAGCCACUCGUCUUCUGGAACGUGCCAGAUCUUAUGAAAAAGGUUAAACGGCUGGAAAAGUACGGCUCCCUGUACGUUCACCCUUCUUAUCCAACCUCUCUCCGUCCUGUUUCAGGAGUCACCACUCUGAAGGACAACGUUUACGUGAAGUACAUUAUCAUGGACCUGCUGGGCAUGACUUACAUCGACAUGUCUGCACUGCAAGCGCUGGUCGACAUGGUGGUCAAUUACCACAAGAGGGGCAUUUAUGUUAUCUUUUGUCGGUCAUCGAUUCGUGACCUGAAGAACAAAUUCGAUAAGAGCGGCAUUACCAGACUGCAGGCAGACUUCAUAUCGAGGCAAUUACUGUACCAGGAGGGUAUCCCACAUGACCAUUUGCAGUUCUUGAAGCUGGGCCUUUACGGCAGUGUGGACGAGGCCGUAACUGCCGUGGAUAUGUUAGAAGUUCUGAGUAGUACCAGUUCUGGAACGGCGCAAAACGGCAGGAUGGCUUAG